AUGCGCGCCUGCCAGCGGCUCACGCCGCUCUGUGCGCUGCUCUGUGCGCUGCCCUGGCUACUGUGGGCUGUGGCGGCGGGUCGCCCAGCAAAGCCCCCCACGCAGUCCGCAGCGCUGCGCGGCGCCCCAAGCGACCCAGCCAGGGGCGCAGAUUUCGAUCACAUCUACAGCGGGGUGGUGAACCUCAGCACCGAGAACAUCUACUCCUUCAACUACACCAGCCAGCCUGGCCAGGUGACUGCCGUGAGGGUGUAUGUGAACAGUUCCUCUGAGAAUCUCAACUAUCCAGUCCUUGUUGUGGUUCGUCAGCAAAAAGAGGUCCUAUCUUGGCAGGUUCCGCUGCUCUUCCAAGGACUAUAUCAGAGGAGCUACAACUACCAGGAAGUCAGUCGCACCUUAUGUCCCUCAAAAGCAACCAAUGAAACAGGACCUUUGAAACAACUGAUAUUUGUAGAUGUGGCAUCCAUGACACCACUUGGUGCCCACUACAAACUGCUAGUCACCAAGAUCAAGAACUUCCAGCUCCGGACAAACGUUGCCUUUCACUUCACUGCCAGCCCUUCCCAACCUCAGUAUUUUCUAUACAAAUUUCCCAAAGAUGUGGACUCAGUUAUCAUUAAAGUGGUAUCGGAAAUGGCUUAUCCAUGUUCUGUUGUCUCAGUCCAGAACAUCAUGUGCCCAGUGUAUGAUCUUGACCACAAUGUGGAAUUUAAUGGUGUCUAUCAGUCCAUGACCAAGAAAGCUGCCAUCACACUACAGAAGAAGGAUUUUCCAGAUGAGCAGUUCUUCGUGGUGUUUGUGAUAAAACCUGAAGAUUACGCGUGUGGAGGAUCAUUCUUCAUCCAGGAAAAUGAGAACCAGACUUGGAAUCUACAACGAACAAAGAAACUUAAAGUGACCAUCGUUCCUUCCAUUAAAGAAUCUGUUUACGUGAAAGCCAGUCUUUUCAGUGUCUUCAUCUUCUUUUCCUUCUACGUGGGAUGCCUGCUCAUGGUGUUUGUUCAUUACGUGAGGUUUCAGAGAAAAUCCAUUGAUGGAAGUUUUGGUUCCAAUGAUGGCUCUGGAAACAUGGCGGUGUCACAUCCCAUUGCUGCCAGCACACCUGAAGGGAGCAAUUAUGGGACAAUAGAUGAGUCGAGCUCCAGCCCUGGAAGGCAGAUGUCCCCCUCUGAUGGUGGGCAGCCAUGCCAUUCAGACACAGACAGCUCCGUGGAGGAGAGUGACUUUGACACCAUGCCAGAUAUCGAGAGUGACAAAAACGUCAUCCGGACAAAGAUGUUCCUUUAUCUGUCAGAUCUGUCCAGGAAGGACCGGAGAAUUGUCAGCAAAAAAUAUAAGAUUUAUUUUUGGAACAUCAUCACCAUCGCUGUGUUUUAUGCACUACCUGUGAUCCAGUUGGUCAUCACCUACCAGACAGUGGUAAAUGUCACUGGCAACCAGGACAUCUGCUACUACAACUUCCUCUGUGCUCACCCCUUGGGCGUCCUGAGUGCCUUCAACAAUAUUCUGAGUAACCUGGGCCAUGUGCUUCUGGGCUUCCUCUUCCUGCUGAUAGUCUUGCGCCGGGACAUUCUCCAUCGAAGAGCCCUGGAAGCCAAGGACAUCUUUGCUAUGGAGUACGGGAUUCCCAAACACUUUGGUCUCUUCUACGCUAUGGGCAUUGCACUGAUGAUGGAAGGAGUGCUCAGUGCUUGUUACCAUGUCUGUCCUAAUUACUCCAAUUUCCAGUUUGACACGUCCUUCAUGUACAUGAUCGCUGGCCUCUGCAUGCUGAAGCUCUAUCAGACCCGCCACCCGGACAUCAAUGCCAGCGCCUACUCUGCCUAUGCCUCCUUUGCCGUGGUCAUCAUGAUCACCGUCCUUGGAGUGGUGUUUGGAAAAAAUGAUGUGUGGUUCUGGGUCAUCUUGUCUGCAAUCCAUAUUCUGGCUUCUCUAGCCCUCAGUACCCAGAUCUACUACAUGGGUCGUUUCAAGAUAGAUGUGUCUGACACAGCAGAUUUGGGAAUUUUCCGGCGGGCAGCCAUGGUGAUAUACACAGACUGUAUCCAGCAGUGUAGCCGGCCACUAUACAUGGAUAGAAUGGUGUUGCUCAUUGUGGGCAAUCUGGUUAACUGGUCCUUUGCCCUCUUUGGAUUGAUCUACCGACCCAGAGACUUUGCAUCCUACAUGCUGGGCAUCUUCAUCUGCAACCUGCUGCUGUACCUGGCCUUCUACAUCAUCAUGAAGCUUCGCAGCUCUGAGAAGGUCCUCCCAGUGCCACUCUUCUGCAUUUUGGCCACCGCUGUGGUAUGGGCUGCUGCCCUGUAUUUUUUCUUCCAGAAUCUCAGCAGCUGGGAGGGAACCCCGGCAGAAUCUCGAGAGAAGAAUCGUGAGUGUAUCCUGCUGAAUUUCUUUGAUGACCAUGACAUUUGGCACUUCCUCUCUGCUACUGCCCUGUUUUUCUCAUUCUUGGUUUUGUUAACACUGGAUGAUGACCUGGAUGUGGUUCGGAGAGACCAGAUCCCUGUAUUCUGAGCCUCCAGUAUAAAGAGGGGGACAACAAAUGAUCCAUCUUGGUGCUGAUUCUUGAAGAACACAAUGACUACAGCAACGAACCCACUGCCAAACACUCCACUCGUCUCUGUGGAGUGAACUCUCAUUCACACAGGAAGGAGAGGAGCUGGGGGAGAGCUACACCCUGUAAGAAGGGAGGCAGAAAAAAAGCCACAACUGCAGACAGAGGCAAACCCUGAGAAGCUCAGAAGCACCCAACCUGUGUCUGCAUUGUCAACUCAGAGAGUUAGACGUGGACAAAAGCUGCAUGACAGUCAACUCACUGUCUGGGACCCUCCCACUCUCACCUGACAUUUAUCAGGACAUGGCUGCAUAUUUCCCUGGGCCACAGGAAUGCCCAGAAAGACCAGCAGCUUGGACUUCCUGCCCAGAAACCUUGGUGUGGCCUUCGCACCUCUGUGAUUCCCACUGCUUUAUAGGUCCAAAGCACCAUCUCAUUUCUGCAAGGUCCUGUGAAAUUGUGAUUUCUCACUGUACUGUGGAGAGGGUGCAGAGGUGGACCAAGCCCCCACCCAGCUGGUAGCCCAGCUAGUCAUCUCCUCAGAAGGAACACUGAAUGUUCCCCCAGGCUCCUGACACCAUGAGGACUCAGGAUUAGACACUGUCACACACUCUUCUGAACAGGAAACUAUCACUGGGACCAAUGCCUGGGUGCUUAUCUAUUCUCAGUGUCUUAAUCUCACCGCUGUGUUGAUACUUUACUCUGGCUCCACCUUCUUGGAAAGACCUUAAACCCACUUAUCUUAAAAUGGAAAGAGAAAUGGGAAAUUUUCUUCUGGCAGUAGGAGGAGCAGGAAAAAUCACUCACAGAACUAAGAGACUGGAAACAUCAAGCAGACAGGCUUUGCCUUGUGAACUGGGGCUACUGGAGAAAAUCCAGUGAAGCAACAGUAUUUGCUCAGCCUCCAGUUCACACAGAUCAGUGAUGUGCCCACAUGACCUUUGGCAGAGAAAUAACUGUUCUAACCAGGGGCAUCACUCUAUGGGCCUCCACAACUGAGCCCCUCAGCUUGCAUGAUCAGAAUUCCAGAUUUUCUCCCUGAAGUUCUCAGAAGUUACUCAGGAUGAACACAUUUUCCUCUGCCUCUCUGGUUGCAAAGAGUACAGCUAAUGGAACAUUGUGUCUUUUUGCACCUGACCCUCCCCAGCAUGGUGUUGAAAAGCUUAGCAUUCUGGUUCCCUUCUCACAUUGUCUGGCAGCUGUGCCUCUGAGAAGUCCCAUUUUGACAGAACAUCUGGUUGCCAGGAGUAUGAUGUAAUCAGAAAAUAGACAUACAAAUGUAUGCACACAUACGUGUUUGCUUGUGAAAUUGAAAUCACUUCUCAUCUCUACUUUCCUAGUCAUUCAUUAGAGAAGUAGAUUGGACAUUCUCCUUUAAAAUUUUUUUCCUCUCAAAUAUUUGCAUACUGUUCAAAAAAGAUACUUUGCAAGUUUGAACAGUAUGCUUUUCCUAAAUUUUAAAAACACAAAUGUGCUUUCUGUGAAAUAUUUUAUGUGCUUUUUCUAAAAAUCUCCUAAAUUUGUAAUUGAUCUUCUGUUAUUCUUUAUUCCUUAAAAAUUAUUGGUUUCCGUAGGUCACACGGAGGCCACCAAUUAAAUGGUUGGGUCAAUCUAACAUGUAAAAAAAAUUUUGAACCUAUUUCACUCUGACUGACUUGGUGUAAUUCUUUUAAGGCACUCAAAGGAGACACUAAAGAUAUGAACAACAAAGUCCACCCAAGUAAAUAAAUGUCUCCAGAAGCUUGUUUGGGAAAAACAUCAGUGAAAAUGGGGAGGGCCCCUGCAGAAAGGGGUGGACUGUUCCUUGCUGUGUUCUGUUAAUGUCUGUCUUGUGCAAUCAAGUCACACACUGUAGUCAGUUUUGUUCUCUGCAGCAGGACUAAAAACCCAGACUAAGUCUGCUUUUAUAAAUAUAAAUUCUAAGUGUA
Molecule: messenger RNA, 4482 nt
Organism: Ictidomys tridecemlineatus (thirteen-lined ground squirrel)
Lineage: Eukaryota; Metazoa; Chordata; Mammalia; Rodentia; Sciuridae
Source: RefSeq, a predicted model, not a curated record